Molecule: messenger RNA, 1421 nt
Organism: Penicillium subrubescens
Lineage: Eukaryota; Fungi; Ascomycota; Eurotiomycetes; Eurotiales; Aspergillaceae
Product: putative formin binding protein
Exons: 2
Coding region: 13-909 (298 amino acids)
Biological process (GO): mRNA splicing, via spliceosome
Cellular component (GO): precatalytic spliceosome
Molecular function (GO): zinc ion binding; RNA binding
Source: RefSeq, a predicted model, not a curated record
AACGUCUCCAACAUGGCCGAAUACUGGAAGUCAGCGCCCCGCUUCUGGUGCAAACAAUGCAAGAUCUUCAUUCGCGACACGCCGUUCGAGAAGACCCAACACGAAGCCAGUCCUAAACAUCAAGGUAGCCUCAAGCGCUUCCUGCGCGAUAUUCACCGAAACAAUGAACAACAGUCAAGAGAGACACAGCGCGCGAAAAGUGAGGUCGAACGUUUACGACAGGCCGUAGCAGGCGGUUCCUCGAAAAGCGAUCCCAACGGCCCUGCGCCUUGGAAGAAGGCCGCCGCACCCGCGCCUAAAUCUGCUGAUCGACCGGUCAGCGUAGAGGAGAGGAAGAAACAGAUGGCGCAGUUGGCUGAAAUGGGUGUUGCGAUUCCGGACGAGUAUCGCGGAGAUAUGGCCUUGGCUGGUGAAUGGCAGACACUCUCGGAGACCAAGAUUGAGGAAAUAGAAGGCGCUGCCAAGUCUAUUGGAGUACGCAAGCGCAAACAUGAUGGCGACGAGGAGGAUGAGGAUGAAGAAGGUGGAAAUCCCUCCGAGCGACUUGUGAGCAAAGGGUGGGGCUCGAGGAUGAGAGUGUACCCUGGGGCGCAGAAUGACGACGAUGAGGAGGGUCUAGAUGCCUUACUUGCGUCUACAAAAGACUUGAAGAAGUCUCAGGUCGCCCCUCCGGAUGCUGACUUGGAAGAGUCAAAAUCAGCCGGAGAGCCGAAGCCGGAGCUCGCUUCAUCCGUGAAGAAAGAAGAAGAGGCUGCGGAGUCCAAGGACCAGGAGAACGACCGCACCGCGCAUGUCAAGACGGAAGAACCAAGUGUUCCUUCUGCUGUACCGACUGAAGAGAAGCCGCCAGUCGAAGACGCACCUGGGCCUGUUUUCAAGAAGCGCAAGGCCAAGAUUAUGAGGAAAUAAGUUCUAAACACGACAUGACCUAGCUGUGCCUCAUUCCAACGAAUAAACCUUCCCAUACAUGGACCGAUGGGAUCACCCGAUACAGCAUGUUUAGGCAGCCAUACUACCACAAUCAUGUCCACGAUGUGUGUUGGAUUAGUGGCAGACUUAGACUGUGCCUCUGUGAGCGAAGACCUGAAUUUCGGCCACCUCCAGAGCCGCAUCCCUAUUGUUGUCUAGACAUACCAGCGACUUACUCAACCACUGUCGCUGUGUGAUCAGGCACUACUUAUCUGAUUACUAUCAAGCCAUCUGAAACUCCGAGUUUGGUUUCCUAAAUUGACGCGUGGGGUUUAGUGAUUGAUACAUCCAGUCAAGUCUACUAUGCAGCGGGAUCAUCGAUGCCUCCGCUCCGCUGAAGCCAGCGGGCAAAAAUACUGCCCUGAUGCUAGAGCUACCGUGCAGCCUAGCAAUCAUUAUUAAGAUGUAUAAAAUUGAUUUCGAUCAUGUUUUUGUAUAUAAAUUAAUGUAGC